This is a messenger RNA of Nycticebus coucang (slow loris), 5249 nucleotides long. RefSeq names its product intraflagellar transport 140 (gene IFT140). The record is from RefSeq and is a predicted model, not a curated record. Lineage: Eukaryota; Metazoa; Chordata; Mammalia; Primates; Lorisidae. The transcript is spliced from 31 exons. Gene Ontology annotation, biological process: intraciliary retrograde transport. Gene Ontology annotation, molecular function: protein binding. Bases 817 to 5235 code for a protein of 1472 amino acids. Gene Ontology annotation, cellular component: ciliary basal body; axoneme; intraciliary transport particle A.
UUCAGAGAAAAACAGCAGAGGGUUUCUGAAGGGCAGGAUAGCGCCCUUUCUCUCUUACUUUAGCGUCGCCGACUUUUCUGGGCACUUAGGUCUUUUUCAUUAUAGGGACCCAGGAGUGUUUUUAUAACUUAGUGUUUCUCCACCCAACGCGCCCAAACAUCCCCCUGGCUUCCCUGCGCUUGCUUUCUGAUGACUGGAUAUUGUUUGAAAUCUAACGUCUGGGUCGGCCUGAGUGUGGCCGCCCACGACUGGAGACCGCCUGCGCGAGGCAGUUGGCCCUGGCCCUGACGGACAGGCCUCUCUCUGGCCGGAGGUGGCCUGGCAAUCCCAGAAAACCAUGCGGAGCCGACUGGUUUCUGCCAGGUGUGCUCCUCACUCGCAGCCUCCGUCUAAGCCCAGACAGCUCAGAGCCCAGCGAGAACGUGGGGUCCAGCGUCCGCGCUAAGAAGACCUCGCUUUUAGGCGUGCCAGAGAGGAGUGGGCGAAGAGGACGUUCCGGUCCUGCCGCGGCUCCGCCGCCCUCCCCCUCUUGAUUUACCCGGCACAGUAUCGGAAGGCGUGGCUAGUGUCCCCAGACACUUCCAAGAGUAUCCCCGCCUCUCGCAGCCCAACUCCAGCCAGCGACUCACGUCGGAUCGCGUGGCGGGGCUCCCAGACCGGAGCCGACCGAGUUCUUCCGAUCUCCUUCGGCUCUUUCCGGCAGCCUCACCUUUGCUCACCUUCGGGCGUUUGCGUAUUCCUCGCGCGGCGUUGUCCCGGCAACGCGCUGCAACUCCGAGGCCUGGCGGGGGUUUCAGACCAGAUCUGAGUUUGGUCAUGGCUGUCUAUUUUGACCAUCGUGUAGAAGUCUCAGAUACAGCCAGCUCACCCUCCCACAUCAGCUGGCACCCUGUCCACCCAUUCUUGGCAGUUGCCUCUGUCAGCACAACCUCAGGAGGCAGUGUGGAUGUGUACCUGGAACAAGGUGAGCGUGUGCCUGAUACACAUAUUGAGAGGCCAUUCCAGAUUACUUCCCUGUGCUGGCACCCGACGCGACUGAUCCUGGUUAUAGGCUGGGAAACUGGUGAAGUAAUAGUGUUUAACAAGCAGGACAAGGAGCAGCACGUGGUGCCUUUGACACACACUGCUGACAUUACCGUCCUCAACUGGAGCACCAGUGGGAACUGCCUCCUGUCUGGGGACAGGCUUGGUGUCUUGCUUUUAUGGAGAUUAGACCAAAGGGGUCGGGUCCAGGGGACACCCCUGCUGAAAUACGAGUAUGGGAAACACCUCACUCAUUGCAUCUUCCGGCUACCCCCUCCGGGCACGGACCUGGUUCAGUUGGCAAAAGCAGCUGUGAGCGGCGAUGAAAAAGCCCUGGACAUGUUUAACUGGAGGAAAAGCAGCUUUGGAAGUUUCCUAAAGAUGGGCUCUCCGGAGGGGCUGUCAUUUUUUGUCAGUCUGAUGGACGGGACGGUACACUACGUGGAUGAGAAGGGCAAGACUGUGCAGGUGGCAUCCACAGGCAGUUCAAUCCAAACGCUGUUCUACAUAGAGAAAAGAGAGGCACUGGUGGUCGUCACGGAGAAUCUUUUGCUGUCUCUGUACGUGGUGACUCCUGAGGGCGAAGCCGAAGAAGUGAUGAAGGUAAAGUUGAGUGGGAAAACAGGUCGCCGGGCAGACAUCACUUUGAUUGAGGGCAGCCUUCUUGUGACAGCCAUAGGGGAAAGCGUCCUCAGAUUCUGGGAUUUGGAACGAGGAGAGAAUUACAUACUGAGCCCAGACGAGAAGUUUGGUUUUGAAAAAGGAGAGAAUAUAAACUGUGUCUGUUAUUGUAAGGUCAAAGGGCUUCUUGCAGCUGGGACCAAUAAAGGGCGGGUAGCCAUGUGGAGAAAAGCAUUGGGCCCUCCAAGCAGCCGAGGUGGGGAGGGCAAGGACAGGUGGACACUUCAAACCCCCACCGAGCUCGAAGGGAACAUCGUGCAAAUAAAGUGGGGCUCCAAGAAGAACCUCCUAGCGGUAAAGAAUGUUAGCUCCGUGUCAAUCCUCAGCGAGCAGGCCAUGGCCUCGCACUUUCACCAGCAUGUGGCCGCUGUGCAGGUCUCCCCAAGCCUACUCAACGUGUCCUUCCUAUCCACGGGGGGAGCACACAGCCUGCACGUGGACAUGCACAUCAGUGGAGUGUUCACCACCAAGGAUGCUGUUGCUGUCUGGAAUGGAAAACAGGUGGUGAUUUUUGAGCCUUCUGGAACCACUUUACGGAAUGCAGGUACCUUCCUGUGUGAGUCUCCAGUGUUAGCAAUGCAUGAAGAAAACGUUUAUACAGUGGAGCCAAACCGAGUUCAAGUUCGAACCUGGCAGGGGACUGUCAAACAACUCCUCCUUUUCUCUGAGACUGAAGGGAACCCUUGCUUCUUAGACAUAUGUGGAAAUUUCCUGGUUGUAGGGACAGACUUAGCUCACUUCAAAAGCUUUGAUCUUUCCCGAAGAGAGGCAAAAGUCCACUGCAACUGCAAGAACCUGGCCGAACUCCUCCCCAAUGUGGGGGCCAUCACCUCCCUCAGAUGCAAUGCCACUGGGAACAAGAUCAGCAUCCUCCUCAGUGAGGCUGACAACAUCCCUGAUUCCAAAAUCUGCUUCUAUGACGUUGAAAUGGACACAAUGACUGUCUUCGACUUCAGCACUGGACAUAUUGAUCAAAGAGAGACACUGUCCAUUAAAGGGCAAGAGACUCAUAAGAGCUACCUGUUUGCAGGUGAGAGACUGGCAAAUCGCGUUCCCGUGAGUCAUUAUUGGGAUGAGAGCGAGCCCCGGCUUUUCGUGUGUGAAGCUGCAAUGCAAGAAGUGCAGAGCACCCAGCUGCAGGCUGCAGACAAGCAGCCUUACACCAGCCCCACGGCAGAAGUUAUGAUUCUGUCAUUUUUCAUUUCCGAAGAACAUGGUCUCUUGCUUCAUGACAGCUUCCCGCAGCCUCCUGCCUACCAGACUCUUCUGGGGAUGCAAGUGCCCUAUUAUUACUUCACAAAAAAGUUGUUGUUCCAGAGAGGAGGCAUGUAUGAUGCAGUUCCUGGAGAAGGAGACAGAGAAGACAAGUCAGAUUCUGGAUACCAGCAGGUCCCCCAGAUGGUGGCCAGGAGACCCCUGAGAGACUUUAUCGGGCUGGAAGACUGUGACAAGCCCACUCAGGAUGCCAUGCUCAACUUCAGCUUCUUUGUCACCAUUGGCGACAUGGACGAAGCUUUCAAAUCUAUCAAACUCAUCAAAAGCGAGGCUGUUUGGGAGAACAUGGCGCGCAUGUGUGUGAAGACCCAGCGGCUGGACGUCGCCAAGGUGUGCUUGGGGAACAUGGGCCACGCUCGCGGGGCCCGAGCAUUGCGGGAGGCAGAGCAGGAACCAGAGCUGGAGGCCAGAGUGGCCAUGCUGGCCAUACAACUGGGCAUGCUGGAGGACGCUGAGGAACUGUAUAAGAAAUGCAAACGCUAUGACCUUCUAAACAAGUUUUACCAGGCCUCGGACCAGUGGCAGAAAGCUGUAGAAAUUGCUGAGCUCCAUGACCGAGUUCACUUACGCACUACCUACUACAACUAUGCCAAGCACCUGGAGGCCAGCACCGACUGCGGGCUGGCACUUAGUUACUAUGAGAAGUCAGAUACCCACCGCUUCGAGGUGCCCAGGAUGCUCUCAGAGGACCUGCAGUCCCUGGAGCUCUACAUCAACAAGAUGAAGGACAAGACCCUGUGGAGGUGGUGGGCCCAGUACUUGGAGAGUCAGGCAGAAAUGGACACUGCACUGCACUACUAUAACCUGGCACAGGACUAUUUCUCCCUAGUCCGCAUCUACUGCUUCCAGGGCAACAUUCAGAAGGCAGCUGAAAUAGCCAACGAGACUGGAAACUGGGCAGCAUCAUAUCACCUUGCCCGCCAGUACGAGAGCCAGGAGGAGGUGAAGCAGGCGGUGCACUUCUACACGCGGGCACAGGCGUUCAACAAUGCCAUCCGCCUAUGCAAGGAAAAUGGCUUAGAUGACCAGCUCAUGAACUUGGCCCUGCUGAGCUCACCAGAGGACAUGAUCGAGACAGCCAGAUACUACGAGGAAAAGGGCGAGCAGAUGGACAGGGCAGUUAUGCUAUACCACAAGGCUGGCCACUUCUCCAAGGCCCUGGAACUGGCCUUUGCCACCCAGCAGUUUGCAGCCCUGCAGCUCAUAGCAGAGGACCUGGAUGAGAAGUCGGAUCCUGCCCUGUUGGCCCGCUGUUCAGACUUCUUCAUCGAGCACAGGCAGUACGAGAAGGCAGUGGAACUGCUGCUGGCUGCCAAGAAGUAUCACGAAGCCCUGCAACUGUGCCUGGAGCAGAACAUGACCAUCACAGAAGAGAUGGCCGAAAAGAUGACUGUUUCCAAGGACUCGAAGGACCUGUCUGAGGACUCCCGGAGGGAGCUGCUGGAGCAGAUAGCAAACUGCUGCAUGCGCCAGGGCAGCUACCACCUAGCCACAAAGAAGUACACACAGGCUGGGAACAAGCUGAAGGCCAUGAGAGCCUUGCUCAAGUCAGGAGACACGGAGAAGAUCGUGUUCUUCGCAGGCGUCUCCAGGCAGAAGGAAAUCUACAUCAUGGCUGCCAACUACCUGCAGUCCCUGGACUGGCGGAAGGAGCCGGAGAUCAUGAAGAACAUCAUCAGCUUCUACACCAAGGGGCGUGCCCUGGACCUGCUGGCAGGCUUUUAUGAUGCCUGUGCCCAGGUGGAGAUUGACGAAUACCAGAACUACAACAAAGCCCAUGGGGCACUGACUGAGGCCUACAAGUGCCUGGCCAAGGCCAAGGCUACAAGCCCCCUGGACCAGGAAACCAAGCUGGCUCAGCUGCAGAGCAAGAUGGCACUAGUAAAGAGGUUCAUCCAGGUCCGCAGGACGUACACAGAGGACCCCAAGGAGUCCAUCAAGCAAUGUGAACUACUCCUCGAGGAGCCAGACCUGGACAGCACCAUCCGUGUCGGGGACGUCUACAGCUUCCUAGUGGAGCACUACCUGCAGAUGGAGGAGCACCAGAUGGCCUACAAGUACCUGGAGGAAAUGCGCAAGAGGAUCCCCUCCGCCAGCAUGUCCUAUUACGUGAGCCAGCACACUGCAGACCUUGUGCUCCAGGGUCUCGGUCUCCCUCUGACUCGUGCCAUGCCUGAGCGGACCCGCCACAACAGCAUGGAGGACCAGAGAGAGGUGGAUGAGGAGGUGGUAGAAGAGGUAGAAAAUGAUCCCUGAGGGGCCUAGGCCCC